GCCAAACAUUGCCUUUCCAUUGGAAAUCUCUCAACAUGCUUACACCGAUUGUGGACGACCAGUACGUCGCCGCCAGAGCGUAUUUUGGCGCUGUGGUCGGGCUACUGUUCUUGGAAGGCCUACCAAGACUAGCCUUCUUUUUACUUUUGAAAUAUUCGUCAACGGGUAUGUCGCGGCUAUUUCUAUAUGAGACAGAGAGAUGCGCGAACUUCUUCUAACCAGCAAAUACUUUGUAGCAACACGAAAAUCACGUCACUGGUGGCCGACCGUUUGGCUUUACAAACUGUCUUCGUUUCCACUACCUUCGAAUCUCCUUCGAGAGUACCACAUAGCCGAUGUUUUGCGGUUCUUGGUACUCGCUGCCCUCAACAUUGCCUUUGCCAUCAACGAGAACCAAUACACAACCGACUACAAGCUUUAUGGCUGGCUAACCAUUGCAAACGGCGGAUUGAACUUGCUUCUCGCGACGCGAAGCAAUCUCUUUUCCAUCGUUCUACGCCUCCCGAGUCCCGUCAUUCUGCAGUACCAUCGAUGGAUUGGAACCUUUACGUUUAUCCACGCCACUACGCACGUCGCAUUCAACAUUAUGCACGACAUUGAGACGGACCAGAUCGCAAGCCAGUUUGAAAGCCCUCGCAUCCAAGUUGGCAUCCUGGCCUGGAUUUGCCUCUCGUUCAUGUUUUUGUCCUCACUCCCAAUUGUUCGCCGUCGCCUGUUCGAAGUCUUCUACUACAUCCACUUUUUGUUCUUCAUCUUCAUGGUGGGUGCGCUCUACCAUACUACAAAUGGCCCCGAAUUCCUACUACCGGGCUUCUCCCUCUGGGUGGUUGAUCGCGCUCUACGGGUGUGGCACGAUUUCCGCAAGAUUGACGUGGAGAGCGUUCAGUACUAUGCGGGAGAUUUGACCAAGUUCAAAGUGACGGGAGCAUGGAGAGCGCAGCCGGGACAAAUUGUGUGGAUUCAGCUGCCCAAAGUUUCCUUUCUCAACUGGCAUCCAUUCACGGUGGCACAAGUCACCAAUGACGAUAAGCCCGUCACCACGAUUGCGAUUCGCGGCCUGGGAUCGUACACCCGAUCUGUACAACAGCUACCAGGAGCUGGAAACGGCGACGGCGCGAAAAGUCUGCGACUUCGUGUGGACGGACCGUAUGGUAUUGGCAGAUUCAACUGGGCCAAGGCACAGCUUGUGGUUCUUGUGGGAGGCGGUGUUGGCAUUACGCCAGGACUGAGCAUUGCCUCUUUUAUUCUGCAAAACGCACACAAGGACGCUACCUCGAAACAGGUGCACUUGCUUUGGAUUGUCAAAGAUAAAAGCCAUGUGGCAUGGUUUGCAGAGGAAUUGAAGCAGUUGUAUGCUCUGUCGCAGCAAGACGGGUGUACUGUUUCAUUUUCCGUGAUGAUCCACGUUACGGAUUCGCUGAGUGGCGGUGAUUCGACGCUUGAAAUGCAGCCAAAGGAAACCAACAGUGUUGAUGACAGACUUCCCUGGGAUCUUCAUACUGGACGGCCCAAUAUGGGCGCUUGGAUCAGAAACAUCAAGAGUAACAGUGGCGCAGUGGACGCCUGUGUGAAUCUCUGUGGCCCUGCGAUGCUGCUCUAUGAGGCGCGAAAAGCAUGCAUUUCGGAAAGCGAUGCAAAAACCAUCUUUUAUGUAGAAGACGAAGUAUUCCACCUGUAGAAACCGAUAUACUGAAUAAAAAAACACGCUAUUGUCUAUCCCCUGUUGUUGCGUGGUGAAUGUGUAUACAGUGAUUGGCGGGCUGAAUGCAGC
This is a messenger RNA of [Torrubiella] hemipterigena, 1771 nucleotides long. Lineage: Eukaryota; Fungi; Ascomycota; Sordariomycetes; Hypocreales; Clavicipitaceae. The record is from the annotation of a GenBank genome assembly.